CCGGGGGCGCAUGACACUAAGCAAGAAAAUGAGGCUUCUGAUGACACAUCUGAUAAAGAUGCAAAUUGCUCUUCGGGCAGGAUGUCCUUUUUUGCCCUCGAUAACGAUAAAGGCACAGAGAAUGCUGAAAUUUCUCCAUUACGUGGCUUAAUGAAUAAACUAUUUUACUCUCGCUUCGGCAAAACCUCUCUUCCAAUACCCAAAAAUUGGCUUGUACUAGGAAUUAUUCUCCGAAAGGAAUAUCAAAUUGCCACAGUAGCAGAUUGCAUUGAAAUAGGCAAAAGGUUAGAGAUGGAUGAAGAAGAAACCACAAUCUGCCUCCUCUACCUUCAUAGUAUAGGAUCGAUCCUGUACUAUACAGAUGUUCCCGAUGAUGAUGAUCCACGCUGGCUCCUCAAAGGUCACGUCAUCUGCUUACCUCAAGUGAUCUUCGAUAGCAUAAGCCAACUGAUAAUCGUUUCAAUGCAGGUUGUUCAUGAUGGAGGCCUCGACACUGAGUUUGUGAGAGCAGAAUUGAUCAGGAAAGGUCAGUUCUCACUAGAGGCCGUCAAGAGACAUUGCAAAUUAGAUGUUGAAGUUUCCAAAAAACUGAAAAACAAUUUACUGAUACCGUCUGGACCGCUUAUGAAACUUCUCAAGUACCUCAACCUUCUCUCUGAGAUCACACACAAAGAUGGUGGUGAACGAAUCACGUACCUCAUGCCGGCUAUCUUGAAGUGUGCUUCACAAGAGGAGCUGACCAACCCACCUCAGCCAGACACCAACAACCCAGAACCACUCCACAUCACAUUCAGCUUUGGUUACGUACCAACAGGAGUCUUCUGUGGGCUCAUCACUCGACUAGUUUCCCAAGGCCCUCAUGGAAUUCUCGGAUUGACGUGGGAAUUGGUGGAAGAUGGCGUCAAACGAAAUUGUGUAUCGUUUUCUGUCGAUGAUGUUCAUACGGUUACACUACUCUCCCACGAAAAGAGCUACGAAAUUCGAAUCUCUCGAGACGACCCUGACACCUCUCUUCAUGACCUCUGUGGAUAUGUGCUGUCAGCAAUCCUCUACACUCUCAAGUGCCUGUUCCAGCAUCUGGUGAUGCAUAUUGCAUUCCAAUGUCCCUGUUCCAAGGAUUGUACUGAGCGCAGCGUCAACCAUCUGUGUGCUCUCUCUAGCAAAUCACGAAUCAGGUUUAUCUGUGAGGCUUCCAAGAAAGCAGUUGGUCUCAAAUCAGAACAGCAAGUCUGGCUUGGAAAGCACGUGUGUCUAGGAAGCAGGACGGAACUAGAGGUGCUAAAGUUUGCUGAGGAUGGUUUCUCCUUCCACUGGAGCAAAGAGGGCUCCAGACGUCAGAUCAAGACAACUGAUGAUCAGCCCAACACUGUGAGCUUCCGGAGUGUGAGAGAGGAGGACUUUGGUCACUACCAGUGUGAGGUGAAGGAUGCAGCUGCUGGGAAAGUGCUCCUCACUCUCUACACAGCUCUCUACAAACACCAGUCAAGAUCGUCACAAGAGGAGCAUCCUAGCAGAAACCAAACAGUAGAAAUUGCACAACAACGGUCGUCGGUUCUGACUGGAGAUGAUAUUCUAACAAUUUGUGAGAAUCUGAGAAGUGCCAGCAAAGAUUGGUUCAACUUGGGACUGGCUCUCGGGGUGAAGUUUUACGAGUUGGAAAAUAUUCGAGAUCGAAGCACAGAUAAUGUGUGCCGCCUAACGAUGAUAGUAGCCAAGCGUCUUGAAGUAACUCAUCCACCGAUGACAUGGCCUUACAUAUGUGAAUGUCUAAGGAAGCCUACUGUUGCACGUAACGAUGUAGCCGAGGAAAUUGAAGACAAGUAUGUGAGGACAGCAAUUGCAGUUGCUCAUAGUGCCACCAAUUGAUCAUGAGAACCUGACAAGAUACUGGAGUUGCUUAAAAGGGACAAAUAAAGAUGUCAAGUAAAGAAUCAUGCAAGAAUGUCAAGUAAAAAACUAACUCUGUGUUGACUAUAAGUACUGACUAUUAUAAUGCUCUGUGCUCUGUGUUUGAUUAUACCACCUUCAAGUUUAUAAUCAUUUCCAGCUUUCUAGUUUAGUGACCCUUUACCAUUCUUGUUGGGUACGGAUCACUUCAGUUGCAGCUUCUUGUUAACCACAUGGAGAGAGCUAGAGCUAGAGUGAGUGUCUGCAGGCAUGAGCUGGAGGAGCACGCAGUCCAGUAUUAGUGGAUAUGGUGGCUAGUCUGCAGAGGGAGCUGGACAAUGCUAGGAGGGACUGAGUGUGGAUCAUCAUUUGAGGGUAGUGAGGACAGCUGCCUGGGAGGUGAGGGGGACAUGGCGUCCUGUGGGAGAGCAGUUGGGUGUCAAUGAGGGGACACUAGAUGCCAUCAAGAGGGACUAUCAGAAUGAGUCUGGUGUGUGUUUCACUAAACUACUGGAGCAAUGGUUGACAGGAUCCACCCCCACCCCCACACUAGGAGCACUCAUCCAUGCACUCAAGUCUCCUGUCAUUAGUCGUGGAGACAUUGCCCAACAGAUGGAGUCUAAACUAACCAAGCUAGCUUCACAGUAACAGCUCCACUGACUCCAUAUCAUGAUAGUGACUCGUACAUCUUUUAUUGAUCAGAAACAGCUAAUUAAUUUUUAUGCUUUGUUUUGCUGGUUCCCACUCCUGCUAAGAUUUUUGCAUAAAAAUAAUAAUGCAGUCCAUCAGCGUUAUAA
This is a messenger RNA of Halichondria panicea, 2684 nucleotides long. RefSeq lists its product as uncharacterized. The transcript has 6 exons. NCBI's taxonomy places the organism in Eukaryota, Metazoa, Porifera, Demospongiae, Suberitida, Halichondriidae. The coding region runs from base 82 to 1866 and encodes 594 amino acids. The record is from RefSeq and is a predicted model, not a curated record.